Molecule: messenger RNA, 301 nt
Organism: Amoebophrya sp. A120
Lineage: Eukaryota; Dinophyceae; Syndiniales; Amoebophryaceae
Source: the annotation of a GenBank genome assembly
GGCGCCGCAUCGCACAGGGUCUCCCCUCCCUUUUGGCCCGUUGCCUUUGGCCUGCCUGGCAGGCAGGCUGAAAGUUUGCCUCGCCCCCGUCUUUGGUGGGUGGCGCGCGCGCGUGGCUCCUGGCCCUGGGCCCCGUUUCGGCCGGGGCCGCCGCGGCAGCCAGCCUUAUGCACGCUCGUCCUCCUCUGCCUUUAUGUUUGCACGCAGGCAAGCUUUGGACGCUCCGGUCUUGUCGGCGCCCCUUUGUUAUCAUUAUCUUCUUCACCGGCCGCGGACGUAACGUGGGAAGCUAUUCUUGACG